AUGGACGCCACAGAUGACAAUAGGCUGACCCAUACGCCCGGGCUGGAACGCGCCCGAGAUCCGGAAUCUCUCCAAACUCUGGGUGCGGAAGCCCUCCACUUGUGUGACUACGAAGUCGCUAGCAAGCGAAAGACCUUGCCGGGCAAUCGCGAGAGAACCGAAGAUCAAUUAGGCUAUGAUCGUGCUGUGAUGAGGGACGAUGCUGAGGUUGAGGACUGGACUCUCUUCAUUGAGCAGCAUGUUUCAACAUUCUAG
Molecule: messenger RNA, 255 nt
Organism: Anthostomella pinea
Lineage: Eukaryota; Fungi; Ascomycota; Sordariomycetes; Xylariales; Xylariaceae
Source: the annotation of a GenBank genome assembly